Messenger RNA from Drosophila willistoni, 3140 nucleotides. It is a transcript of the gene Madm, whose product is annotated as nuclear receptor-binding protein homolog. The transcript has 2 exons. The coding region runs from base 547 to 2640 and encodes 697 amino acids. Gene Ontology annotation, molecular function: protein kinase activity; ATP binding. Gene Ontology annotation, cellular component: cytoplasm; endomembrane system. Gene Ontology annotation, biological process: protein phosphorylation; endoplasmic reticulum to Golgi vesicle-mediated transport; intracellular signal transduction. Lineage: Eukaryota; Metazoa; Arthropoda; Insecta; Diptera; Drosophilidae. The record is from RefSeq and is a predicted model, not a curated record.
UUCCGUUUGAAGACUACGGUCACACUGCUCAAUUUUUUGGGUGUUUUAAAAAGCGUGAAAAAACGCAUAAAUAGACCAAACGGCCGUAUAUUAGCCAAAUAAGAUAAGCUGAGGACAACGGGCACACGCCGGUGUCGAAGACCCAAUCAAUCGAUAACGUCAAAAGGCGACAAACGCCUUAGCAGCAGUAGCCACAGCCCAGGCCGACACAGAGAGAAGAGUUAUUGAACCACGGGAACGGGGACGGGGAAGCAAGGGACACGGGACGAGAGGAAUAGGAGGGUGUGUGUGUGAGCGUGUGUAUGUGUGUGUGUGUUUGAGAGUGUGGGCAGAGAGAGGUGGAGCGGUUGUAGUUUUGUUUGGAGUGGAGCAAAACCACGAUACGAGUUCACGGCGUUUACCUCAACAAAAAAAAAAAGAAACAAAACGACAAUCCGACGAAUUUGAAGAGUGUAGUAAAUAAAUAUUGUGAAACCAAAGCUUGGCAAGGCAAAGGCCCAGACAAAGAGGCAGUGGCAGAGCAGCAGCAGCGGCGACCGCACCCCAAUGUCAAAUAGCCAACAAGCUCAUGCCGGUAGCAGUGGGAGCGCAGAUGAACCGAACCCGAAUCAGUCGGCGGCCUCGGCCACGUCGGCCGCCAAUUUGACAUCACCAUCAACAACAACACCAGCAGGAGCAGCAACAACAACUACAGCGCCAGCAACAAACGCAGCCUCCUCCCAUUCUCACUCUCAGGCAAUGCCCCCAUCGGCUUCCCCAGCUCAGGCAACAGCGCCACCCCCACACAUAGUUGGAGCUUCCACAGCUGAACCCACGGUUGUGGUGGGUGUGGGGAGUAGUGAAGGGCCGGUAACAAGCACGAACUUGGCUGCCGAUUCCUCUCCCCGAGAGUCUGGUGAUGAUUCUGAGGAUGAGAGCGAAAUACUGGAAGAGUCACCAUGCGGGCGCUGGCUUAAGCGGCGCGAGGAAGUCGAUCAGCGCGAUGUGCCCGGUAUCGAUUGUGUCCAUCUGGCUAUGGACACUGAGGAGGGCGUUGAAGUCGUUUGGAACGAGGUGCAAUAUGCCAAUCUGCAGGAGCUCAAGUCGCAGGAGGACAAGAUGCGUCAAGUGUUUGACAAUCUGCUGCAGCUGGACCAUCAGAAUAUAGUCAAGUUCCAUCGAUACUGGACGGAUAUACAGCAGCCGGAGCGACCGCGAGUCAUCUUCAUAACGGAGUACAUGUCGUCCGGCUCGCUAAAACAGUUCCUCAAGCGCACCAAGCGCAACGCCAAGCGUCUGCCAUUGGAGUCAUGGCGGCGAUGGUGCACCCAGAUCCUGUCCGCGCUCAGUUAUUUGCAUUCCUGCACACCGCCCAUCAUUCAUGGCAAUCUAACCUGUGAUAGCAUUUUCAUCCAGCACAAUGGUCUGGUCAAGAUCGGCUCGGUGGUGCCCGAUGCGGUCCACUAUAGUGUGCGUCGCCAGCGAGAAAGGGAACGCGAGCGGGAACAGCGUGAACAGGAACGGGGUGCCCACUACUUCCAGGCUCCCGAAUAUGGAGCUGCCGAACAAUUGACUGCCGCACUGGACAUUUAUGCCUUUGGUAUGUGCGCCUUAGAGAUGGCCGCCUUGGAGAUUCAGUCCAACAAUAGCAAUAACGAGUCAACGGCCAUCAAUGAGGAGACUAUACAGCGCACAAUUAUUAGCCUUGAAAACGAUCUGCAAAGGGAUCUGAUACAAAAAUGUCUCAAUCCACAUCCGCAGGAUCGUCCAAGUGCUAGCGAUUUGUUAUUUCAUCCACUGCUCUUUGAGGUGCACGCUCUGAAAUUGCUAACAGCGCACUGUCUGGUCUUCUCUCCCGCCAAUCGCACCAUGUUCUCGGAAACUGCCUUCGACAGCCUGAUGCAGCGCUACAACCAACCCGAUGUGAUAAUGGCACAGUUAAUAUCUAAUGGCCAAGAGGUUCAGUAUCGCCUCUCUGAUGUGCCCGGCGCCGACAAACUGGAGAAAUUUGUUGAAGAUGUCAAAUAUGGCGUCUAUCCGCUGAUCACGUACAGCGGCAAAAAGCCGCCGAAUUUCCGAUCACGAGCCGCGUCACCGGAGCGUGCUGAUUCUGUGAAAUCAGCCACUCCGGAGCCGGUGGACACGGAAUCGAGACGUAUUGUUAACAUGAUGUGCAGUGUCAAGAAAUUGAAGGAAGAUGGUAAUGACAUUCUGAUGACAAUACUGCUGCGUAUGGACGACAAAAUGAAUCGCCAACUGACCUGCCAGGUAAAUGAGGAUGAUACAGCGGAGGACUUAACCAGCGAGUUGGUGCGUCUCGGAUUUGUUCAUCUGGAUGAUCAGGAUAAGAUUCAAGUGCUGCUGGAGGAGACUCUUCGGGUAGGUGUUUGUAACGAUGGAUCCGGUGCCGAAAGUUCAGGAGCUGGUGUGACAACAACCGCCACCAUGGCUGCCCUUGAGCAAUUGGAGCGAAACUGGUCGAUAUCUGAUGCUGAUCAAACGACCAUGACUAGCAGCAUGACGGUGAAUAGCAGCAGUUCACCACCGACCACAACGCCAGCAGUGUCUACACCGGCAGUGAUGUAUGUGCCACAGGAGCAGCAGCAGCAGCGGCAGGAUCAGCUGGAUGCCGAUCACCUAACGGGAACGACGAGCAAUUGAGAGUAUCAUUUAGUAUUCAAGGCUAGCUGGCGCGCAUUGUUUUUAUUAUUAUUAUUAUUAUAAUAACGGAAAAUUACACUACGAUUUUAUUGCUACUAUUAUUUGUUAUUUUUAUACAGUAUGCAUAUGUAUAUACCCAAUAUAUGUAUAAUGUAUAUGUAUGUAUUUGAAAUAAUAUUUAUGUAUGUAUGUAUCAUAUAAAUGAUGUUGUGCAAGGCUUCCAUUACUAGAAUUCAAUGACGACAUACAACACCCACAUAUACCCACACCCACACCCACUCCCAUACCCAUACCUAUAUCAUCAUAGGCAGCUGCGAGCUUAUAAUAUUCGAGCAUUCGCUUAGCACUAACUACUCUGGAGAUUUCUCGAAUCCAAUUCGCAUUUCUCUCAAGCUACUCACACUUGUAUGUAUAGCUCUAUAUAUUUUGAAAAGAAAAAAGAAACACAAAACAAAAACUAUUUCAAAUAUAACGUUUGGGCCUCCGCGCCUUUAAUAUGA